Molecule: messenger RNA, 545 nt
Organism: Magnolia sinica
Lineage: Eukaryota; Viridiplantae; Streptophyta; Magnoliopsida; Magnoliales; Magnoliaceae
Product: structural maintenance of chromosomes protein 4-like
Exons: 4
Coding region: 144-518 (124 amino acids)
Biological process (GO): mitotic chromosome condensation
Source: RefSeq, a predicted model, not a curated record
UCAUUGUGAUUACAGUUAUUCAUUAUGUGACAGGUUUUCAGGUGAGAUGAACGAGUUUCAAAACAAAACAGUCUGCGGUUUUGAGAAGCGAUUCCCAGGAUGUAUGUGUGUUUCAGGGGCCAUUUGCACCUUGGAAGCAUACAAUGGAAGGUCAUAGAUACUCGUGGUCAGUAUCUGUUCCACUUGGGAAGUGGGUACUUGUGGCUACCGAUGGUCCUCCUUGCGGAAAUCGUCCAGACGUUUAUUUUGGCCCUACAAACCAUAUGGAUGAUGGAAUAUACGAAGCUGUUGCAGGAAGUGACUUUGUCAUUACUAGAGUUGCAUUUCGAGACAACUCUUCAAAUGUCUACAUAAAUGACUGUGGAAGUAAUUUUACAGAGGUCACUAAGAAAUUGAAAGGAAAGGGAGUGGACUUGGACAACAAUCGAUUUUUGAUUCUUCAGGGUAAAGUCGAGCAAAUUGCUCUAAUGAAGCCAAAGAUUUGUAUUUUCAGCAUUAUUAUAAUUGUAAUUGAUUGAAUGAAGGAUUGUAAUUGAUUGUAAUGG